UUCCCUUCUCUAUAUAAACGUAGAGUAGCAAACCACUAUCCCUCCAACCAAGAAAGCUGCAUAAGAAACCUCCAUAUACAGCUUUCUUGGUUUAGUUCUUGUUCUUGAAACUAAUUUUUCUUUAUUCUUAAUCUUGUACGCCCAACACUUCACCUUCAGAGAGCUUCCAUGGCUGGCCUUCAACAAUACUACUUUUUCCCUACUGAUUACUUCUACCCUCGUCCACAAUCCGUUCGUGUAGAUACUGCUCAGAAAUCUGCCCUUCCUCUGCAGAUUCAGAAGCGAGAUAUCUCCGAUGAUGUUAAACAUCCCACAAGUUUAAGCCUUGUUCUUUACACCAACAAGCAUGCCAACAAGGCUUCUGCUGCUAUUGACAAAAGCAACAGUACUUGAUUAUAGAAGGAAAUUUAGCAGGAGUAGAGAGGAGAAAAAGUAAGAUCAAUCCAGAGGCAAGCUUAUACAUCGAUCAAAUCUUUCAAAUAUAUUAUAUAUACCUGUUUCUUUGUUAUCGUUGUGCAUAUCUUGGAUAUAUACCUAUCAGACAUGGAGUCUGAUUUUGUCGCAUAAGGAAUUUGCAGCUUUUUUUUUUUUUUUAAAUAAAUUUUGCUUCCUUACUCCUGGUUUUAGAUACCAAUAUAAUAAAGACCAUCCAAGAAGUUGAUUAA
Hevea brasiliensis (rubber tree) is the source of this 665-nucleotide messenger RNA. RefSeq lists its product as uncharacterized. The transcript has a single exon. NCBI's taxonomy places the organism in Eukaryota, Viridiplantae, Streptophyta, Magnoliopsida, Malpighiales, Euphorbiaceae. The record is from RefSeq and is a predicted model, not a curated record. Bases 169 to 393 code for a protein of 74 amino acids.